AUGGCAUCCCUAAGAAAUCUGAAAAUCAAGACUGGUACUUGCAAACGCAUUGUUAAGGAGCUUCAUUCUUAUGAGAAGGAGGUUGAGAGAGAAGCUGCAAAAACAGCAGACAUGAAGGAGAAAGGAGCUGACCCUUAUGACCUGAAGCAACAGGAAAAUGUGCUGGCUGAAUCAAGGAUGAUGCUUCCCGAUUGUCAGAAGCGCUUGGAGGCCUCACUAGCUGACCUUAAAGGAAUCUUGGCUGAAUUAGAAGACGAGUUGAACCAGAAGGAAGGCCCUGAAAUUGAAGAAGCUCGAACCAUUAUUGGAGAAGUUGAUAAGUUAUUUCAGACAACAGAAGCCUAG
Prunus armeniaca (apricot) is the source of this 345-nucleotide messenger RNA. NCBI's taxonomy places the organism in Eukaryota, Viridiplantae, Streptophyta, Magnoliopsida, Rosales, Rosaceae. The record is from the annotation of a GenBank genome assembly.